AUGGACGACCCAACACCGUCAUCAGCGAAGCCCACAGUCGACCGGGAGAAGACUGCCCCCUUCCUCAUACGCACCUUUGUAAAAGUUGGUGCAUACCACCGUCUAGUGCAGUUCGAAGACGGGCCUUUACCGCUCUCUGAUGAGCAAGCAAUAUACACUUGGAAAGACGCGACUCUCAGGGAAGUCCUCACCACCCUCCGCUCCUCCGCACCCCCAGUGACCGAAUACCGCCACCCCCUCGCGCGCUUCUCCUUCCGCGCCGUCUUCGCCGACCCCACCGCGCGCGGCCGCUUCGCCCAAAAGGACCUCGGCACCGUCUACUCGCGCGACAUCCUCGGCGAGCCCGGCUCGCUCGGCCGCCCCGCCCCGCGCCUGCUCGAGGACGACGAGCGGGACACGACGUCCUCGACCGAGCAGGACCGCACCCUCGACGAGCUCCGUUUCGUCCCCGGGGACUACCUCUGCGUCAUGGUCCAGCUCCCCAAGGGCGUCGUCGUCCCCGCGGGCCCCGACGGCGAGCUCGUCAUCAAGGGCGCCGGGGUCGGGGUCGGGGCCGCGCCUCCGCCCGCGAACGGGUGGAAGAGGGACGCGCCUGGCGGGCGUGGGACGGAUGGCGGGUGGAGCGGGAACCCCGCCGCGGCGUAG
Epithele typhae is the source of this 645-nucleotide messenger RNA. RefSeq names its product Sin3 associated polypeptide p18-domain-containing protein. Bases 1 to 645 code for a protein of 214 amino acids. NCBI's taxonomy places the organism in Eukaryota, Fungi, Basidiomycota, Agaricomycetes, Polyporales, Epitheliaceae. The record is from RefSeq and is a predicted model, not a curated record. Gene Ontology annotation, biological process: negative regulation of DNA-templated transcription. The transcript has 4 exons. Gene Ontology annotation, cellular component: nucleus. Gene Ontology annotation, molecular function: transcription corepressor activity; transcription factor binding.